Molecule: messenger RNA, 729 nt
Organism: Achroia grisella
Lineage: Eukaryota; Metazoa; Arthropoda; Insecta; Lepidoptera; Pyralidae
Exons: 3
Coding region: 1-729 (242 amino acids)
Source: RefSeq, a predicted model, not a curated record
AUGAAGUUCUUUGGAUUACUGUUGAGUGUGGUAGCGGUGGUGCAAUGUAGCCCAGUAGUUCAAGAAGAAUCAGUGUUACGUAUGGUGGCGAGUAACUUUGUGAAUUGCGUGAAUAGUGACCUAAGUUUGUGCUUGAAGGAAAAUGCAUUGAAAGCGACUGAGCGUUUGGGGACACUCCGUAAGCUGAAGAUCUUCGAUGGUGUUACUAUUCUCAACAGCAGUCCUAAAGAAGCUAGAAGUCUCGAUGUUCUGCCUACUGAGCCAUCACUACGUGAACAAGAAAUUACUAAAAGACUUUGGGAGAAUACAAAUGAAAUUUUUCAGCAAAGCGAAUUGGAAUUAAGCUAUUCUGGAUCUGAUGAAGAGGAGGAGUCUAGAGCUGUUCAAGAUGUCGAAGAGGGCCGUGGUAAGAAAAAACAAAUCAAAAAGAAGUUGAAACUGUUAAUUCCCUUGUUAGUGCUUGCAAAAAUAAAGGCUGCAGCUGUCGUCGUAUUGUCCAUUGUGGUCAUAGCUGCUUCGCUUUACAAAUUGGCGCUCAUGGCUAAGAUCGCUUUUAUCUUCAAAGCCAUCGCUAUCCUCAAAGCACUUCUUCACAAGAAACACCAUGAAGAAGAACACGGCUGGGUACCCCAUGUGGAGGAGCAUCACGGUCAUGAAGGUUGGGAAGGUGGUUGGUCGCGCUCCAAGAAUGAUGGCUCCAGUCUGGCAUAUUCCCAUUAUCAACAGUAA